AUGGCAGACCAAAAAGGUCCGGGGAAAGGAGACGGCGCGGCCGAUACGGGGCGCACCGUCAAAUUCUCCACUCUACCUACGAGGCCCGUUACCGACUCAAGAACCCCAUCCUCCCAGCGACCAGACUUCGACCGAGCUGUCACCCAUUCUGAUCUCCUUGCUCACCACCAAGAAGACAACGUCAACAUUCCAGUCACCCCAGGAAUCGGCGUCGAAACCUACGACUCCGGCACCAGCGCCGACUCCGCAGAAUCCGCUGGCAGCAACUACUUUACCUCCAAACCUACUAGACUACUCGAAGAGGCUGUCGCCUCCCCUAACGCCAUCGACGACACCAUGGCCGCUCCGUCGGCAGACCCCAUGUCUGGCCACGACAUCCUCCGCCGGAUGAGCAAGGCCAGUCGCGGCAGACGCCAGACCCUGAGCGAGAUCAAGUCGGCUUACCCUGCCCUGUCGCUGAGCGGUAACGUCAUAUCUGCGACUUUUAACAUGCCACACUCCUUGAGGUACCGCAAAGGGAACGACUGGGAACUGAAAACCCGCCGCGGCCAAUCUGCCCUUUUCGAUGCGUUUGCGCAUCUGUCUUCAAACGAUUCCUCCUGGAACCAUACCUGUGUCGCGUGGACAGGCGAGAUCGAGGCUCCAUCCGACAUCCCUUCCCCUCCCGAUACCCCUCCUAUGACAACUACCAACCUACCGAGUCUGAACAAGCUCUCCGCCCCAAUCCCCGUCGACGUCAAUGCUGAGAAGCCAGCACCCGCACCACCUUCGAAAGAUGGGCUGUGGAUCCCCAAGGAAGACAUGGAGCGGCUCGAGUACCAGCUGUCCCAUGACAAAAAGAUCAAGACGGUGCCUCUAUGGCUCGCGGACGACACAGAUGGGCAGGAAGACGGAAUUUUGCUUAAGGAUCAGUCAAGGUGGAGGCGCUACGCAGAGCAUGAUCUCUACACGCUCUUCCACUACAAAACACAGAUGCCGUCAGACGGCCGAAAGGAGCGCAUCUACUGGGCGGACUAUUACCGCAUGAACCAGAAGUUUGCCAACAAGAUCCUCGAGCUCUACAAGCCGGGCGACGUCGUGGUGAUCCAUGACUAUUACCUCAUGCUCCUGCCCAGCAUGCUGAGGCAGCGCGUACCACACAUGUACAUCAGCUUCUUUCUGCACUGCCCUUUUCCGUCCAGCGAAUUCCUGCGCUGCCUGCCAAGACGUAAGGACAUCUUGGAGGGUAUGCUUGGCUCAAACCUAGUUGGAUUCCAGAGCUACAGCUACAGCCGGCACUUUAGCUCCUGCUGCACUCGGAUAUUGUCAUACCCCUCGGACACCGGUGGCGUGGAGACGUACGGCUCCAGAGUCGAAGUUGGAGUCUUCCCAAUCGGUAUCGAUGCAACCAAGGUCGAAUCCCUAGCGUUUGCCCCCGAAGUUAAUGACAAGGUCAAGGCACUCAAGAAGAUGUAUGCGGGGAAGAAGAUUAUCGUCGGCCGAGACCGGUUGGACAGCGUCAGAGGUGUGGCACAGAAACUAAUGGCUUUUGAGCGGUUCCUCGAGCUGUACCCCGAUUGGCACGAGAAGGUGGUGCUUAUUCAGGUCACCAGCCCGACGUCGAUUGAGGAGACUUCAGAAGGGGACGAGAACAAGAUUGCCAGCCGAGUGAACGAGUUGGUCAGCAGCAUCUCCGGCACGUAUGGUCACCUUGGGUACGAGCCUGUGCAGCACUUCCCUCAGUACCUCAGCCAAGACGAGUAUUUUGCGCUUCUGCGCGCUGCAGACAUCGGAUUGAUAACCUCGGUUCGAGAUGGCAUGAACACGACCUCUCUGGAGUACAUUGUCGCUCAGCGCGAUAACAAUGGACCCUUGAUCCUGUCCGAAUUCAGCGGUACUGCCGGCAGUCUCAAGGAUGCAAUUCAUAUCAACCCUUGGGAUCUUUCCGGCGUUGCAGACGAGAUCAACAACGCACUCAUCAUGAGCGACGACAAGCGACAAGCCAUGCAAAAGUCCCUUUAUCGUCAUGUCACCACCAAGAACGUUCAAAGCUGGAUUGGCGCGUUCCUGGACAGGCUGGUCGAUGUUCUUGGUAGCUCCAAGAACACCGUCUCUACCCCGCUUCUCGACCGAGCCCUGAUGCUCCAGUCGUACAGGGAUGCAAAGAAGCGGCUUUUCAUGUUCGACUACGACGGCACGCUCACACCCAUCGUGAAAGAGCCAUCUGCCGCCAUCCCCAGUCGCCGUGUCAUCAAUACCCUGACGACCCUAGCCUCGGAUCACCGCAACGCUGUAUGGAUUAUCUCGGGCAGAGAUCAGGCCUUCCUGACCCAGCAUUUGGGACAUAUCGACGAGCUCGGCUUCAGUGCCGAGCAUGGAAGCUUCAUGCGACACCCCGGCUCGAAGGAAUGGGAGAACCUGGCUGAGACGUUCGACAUGGGCUGGCAGUCCGAGGUGAUGGAUGUGUUCCAGACCUACACUGACAAGUGCCCUGGCUCCUUCAUUGAACGCAAGCGCUGCGCACUCACCUGGCACUACCGGCUCGCGGAUCCCGAACAAGGUCCACACCUAGCGCACGAGUGCCAAAAGGAACUCGAGGCGACUGUCGCACGCAGGUGGGACGUAGAUGUGAUGCCAGGCAAGGCCAAUAUCGAGGUUCGGCCAACCUUCAUCAACAAGGGCGAGAUCUCCAAGCGUCUUGUGCUUCAGUAUAACGCCGACAUGAGCCAUGUCGCCGGCAGUGCCGUCUCUGCCGACGAGCCCGGCAGUAGUAAGGUCGAAUUUGUCCUAUGCUUAGGUGAUGACUUUACCGACGAGGACAUGUUCCGCGCUCUCAACGGCCUGAGCGCACCACCUACAGACAAGGGCGAGGAGGCCAAGGUCAAGGCAGAGAACGUGUACACUGUCACCGUUGGCGCGAGCACAAAGGUCACCUUGGCCCGAUGGCACCUGCUGGAGCCGGAGGACGUCGUCGACUGUGUUGCACUGCUCGCAGGCGUUGGUGGCGGUGGUGCAGGCGCAGAGGGCGGCGGCACACUGAGCAUGGGAGAGGUCAACCUGGCGGCCCUGAGUACCGUCGAGGGACAUGUCCCUAAUAUCGACUAG
Diaporthe amygdali is the source of this 3084-nucleotide messenger RNA. RefSeq lists its product as uncharacterized. Gene Ontology annotation, biological process: fungal-type cell wall organization; trehalose biosynthetic process; cellular response to heat. Gene Ontology annotation, cellular component: cytosol; alpha,alpha-trehalose-phosphate synthase complex (UDP-forming). The coding region runs from base 1 to 3084 and encodes 1027 amino acids. Gene Ontology annotation, molecular function: catalytic activity. NCBI's taxonomy places the organism in Eukaryota, Fungi, Ascomycota, Sordariomycetes, Diaporthales, Diaporthaceae. The record is from RefSeq and is a predicted model, not a curated record. The transcript is spliced from 3 exons.